This is a messenger RNA of Paraphaeosphaeria sporulosa, 1049 nucleotides long. RefSeq lists its product as uncharacterized. The record is from RefSeq and is a predicted model, not a curated record. Lineage: Eukaryota; Fungi; Ascomycota; Dothideomycetes; Pleosporales; Didymosphaeriaceae. Bases 110 to 682 code for a protein of 190 amino acids. The transcript has a single exon.
UUCGUCAAUACGUUUCAAACUUCUUGCAAAGAAUAAUUUUCCUUCACACAUCGCUUCUACCCGCUCAAGAUUCUUCACCUCCCCAAGAUCCUGCCCCACAGCCACCAAAAUGUCCACCCCAAGCACAGCAGACGAAAUCACCUCUCCAGACAACUCCAUCUCUCAUGCACCUGAUACAGCCCGCAUCAUGCACUGGUCCAUCUAUGGCCGUCCCGGCGCCCCCUCCACGACCCGCGCAACGGCCUCCUCCUGGAAACACAAGCCGUUCUCCAAACCCGUCACCCGGCCCUGGUCCCACGUGAUCCCCUCCUCUGAGCUUCCCAAGCUUCUCAAUGGGUUCAUUCCCAACCAGAUGGAAGAUAAGUGGUUCGUUUAUACCGAUGGGCCAGAUGCGCAGGGCAACGCGGCGGUGCGGUUUUUCAGGAGCUGGACGGGGUAUGCUAUGGUGAGUGCGAAAUUGGUGAUGAGCAUGGAUGGAGAGGGGAGGGCGAAGGAGGAGGACGCAAGAUUUACGGAACUUACGUGGGAAACGGAUAAGGAGAUGUACAAUGGGGAUAUGGAUGCGCCGGGGACGGUGUUGGGUGUUGCGCAGUGGUGUAUGGGGUGUCAGCUAGGACCGAAAGAAAGAGAGGGAUCCGCGGCUGAGGAGAAUGAGGAGGAGGCACCGGCUGGCUCUUCAUGAUGUUACUUGAAGGACGCAAAUCUGUCUAGAUAACGCCAAAUGUGGCGGUAUUGGAGGUUUUGGAGUGCGGUAGUCACACCGGGCAUCCUGAUAGGUAUUUGUGUGUAGGUACCGGGCCUUUGCAUGCAUCAAGAUUAUCUGCAUAUAUGGCAACUUGGCCUCAAAUAUCUGGUGCUGUGGGACACCAACUCGUCAUAAAUGGCCGAGGGUCCAAGUUCCAUCAACAAAACAUCUGCGUGGGUCACUCUCGCGAUUUGAACAACUCUCGGCACAGCGUCGAUUCCAUCUCUCCAAGAAGUCUCCAGUGCCUGAUAAAUCAGAUACAGUUUAAUGAUCUUACACACAUGUUUGUGUGAUCACAAAACCC